Gastrolobium bilobum is the source of this 709-nucleotide messenger RNA. RefSeq lists its product as uncharacterized. Lineage: Eukaryota; Viridiplantae; Streptophyta; Magnoliopsida; Fabales; Fabaceae. The record is from RefSeq and is a predicted model, not a curated record. The coding region runs from base 152 to 559 and encodes 135 amino acids. The transcript has 2 exons.
AACAUCAAUUAAAUCCCCAAAUCCGAAGAAGAAUAGAGAGAGAAACUAGGGUUAGGGCUUAACAUUUAUCAUUAUUCACUCAUACACAAACUUAGAAAAAAUAGAAACCCUUAUCUCUCCAAAAACCGAAUAAACUUGAGAAUCCGAGGCCAUGGCAGCACCACCACUUGCGAAGAGGAAGCCGGUGUUCAUCAAGGUGGACCAGCUGAAACCCGGCACCACCGGUAACACACUCACCGUCAAGGUCGUCACCUCCAAACCGGUGAAAACCGUCGCCAACAGGGGCGGCCCUCGCCCCUCCCGAAUCGCCGAAUGCCUCAUCGGCGACGAAACCGGCACCGUCGUCUUCACUGCCCGCAACGAACAGGUGGAGCUCAUGAACCCAGGUUCAACUAUAAUUUUGCGUAAUGCGAAGAUUGACAUGUUCAAAGGAUCCAUGAGGCUAGCUGUUGAUAGAUGGGGGCGAAUUGAAGUCACUGAACCUGCAAAUUUUGAGGUUAAAGAGGAAAACAAUCUUUCUUUAGUUGAGUAUGAACUUGUUAAUGUUGUUGAAGAGUGAUUUUUUAGCCUCUUGAGUUUUUAUUAGUUUUUCGUUUUCUGGGUUUAAUGUGCUUAUGUUCAACAUGCAAAGUAAAUAUUGUCAUGUAUUUACUAUUUAUUACCUCAAUAAUAUAAUAUAACCUGUCGUGUUUCAACAAAUUAUUUGGAA